Hemibagrus wyckioides is the source of this 3586-nucleotide messenger RNA. Its product is annotated as alpha-1A adrenergic receptor-like. The coding region runs from base 45 to 989 and encodes 314 amino acids. Gene Ontology annotation, molecular function: G protein-coupled peptide receptor activity. Gene Ontology annotation, cellular component: membrane. Gene Ontology annotation, biological process: neuropeptide signaling pathway. The record is from RefSeq and is a predicted model, not a curated record. The transcript has a single exon. NCBI's taxonomy places the organism in Eukaryota, Metazoa, Chordata, Actinopteri, Siluriformes, Bagridae.
ACAGCUGCACCUGGAAAGAAGAGGGAACUUGGUGAGAAUUUGAGAUGGAUCCAGAUAUCCUGAUACAGUCUGUAAUCAGAAGCAUUAUGUGUCUGGCUGGAAUGAUUGGUAACAACUGGCUGUGCAUUAGCUCUCUGCCAAAAUCCAACUCUCAACUCCGAACUAGCGAUGUUCUAUUUAUAAACUUGGCUGUAUCCAAUCUGAUCACUAAUUACCUGGUGGACACCCUGGACCUUUACGAAACUGUAGUAAAUGUGCCUUGGGGAUAUUUGUAUUGCGGCUUUCGAUUGUUCCUACCUGAAUUAUCAGAGACCAGCAGCAUCUUGACCACCGUGUUUAUCACUGUGUACUGGCAGCAGAAGCUCGUGGGUUCUCUGAAGCGCGGAGGAGCUCCGGUACAAAUGGACAACCUCCACUUCAUUGUCAUGUUGCUGACAGCAAGCUGGACUUUCUCAUUUUUGUUCCACUUUCCUCAUUUUUUUUUUGUUGCUAAACUCGGUGAGAAUGAGACUGACGCGGAAUGCACGGACGAGCUGCCCUCACCGCAAGCCGAGCAUGCCUACGAGGUGUUGUACGUCACGCUCGUCAAUGUGAUUCCAAUUUCUACGAUCCUUUACGCAUGCAUCCAGAUCGUGAUUACACUGAUGCAGAAUGAAAAGCGAAUGAAGAAAAUGGAUGAAGAAGUUAAAAAUGAAGGCAACACCUCGGCGGAGAAAAGUGGAGACAACGCUAAUAACGUUUCAACAGUAACCAAGUCCAACUCACAAUCCAAAACAGGAGGUCUGGUGAGGGCUGCCAAGAGCGUGGUGGCAGUAGCCAUUGUUUUUUUAAUAUGCUGGACAAUUCACAUCAAUGUCAGACUGCUCGAUUCCAUCUCACCAAACUACGUGACACAGGUCAUGGAGAGCUUUAUCGGAGCAAUCUAUACAUGCACCAUCCCUUAUGUUUACCUGUACGGUAUGCAAAAGCUGACCUGCUCCUGUUGUUAAGAACGUGUGAUGGGUCAUGUACGAGGAGUAACUCAGUGAACUGUGAUUUAAUGCUGUACACUGUACAGGGCUAAUCAUUCGGGGCUCGAUUUUAAUUUAGCCCCGAAUGUUUUAAUUCGAAUUUUGCCACCGGAGUGUAGAGGAAUUAAGUAAAUGUUGAUCGGUUUAGUUGAGCACUGUUGCCGUUGACUGUAGGCAAUUUGAAUGACAUCUCUCUCCGCGCGCGCGCGCGCACACAUACACACACACGCGCGCGCGCCAAAAUGCCGCGAGAGUGUGCGCUCGAAUAUGAUCUAGAUCAGGACUGGGCAGUUAAUUUCUACAGGGGGCCACAUAACAAAUAUGAACGGUGUUGGAGGGCCGAACCAACGAUAACUUGAACUUAAUUCUGCUCGAUAUUAAUUGCAAUAAAUUAUAUAUUUUUGAUUAGCUGCUACUGGUAAUCAGAAGAAGGAUAUUCUGUAAAUAUUUAUGUAAAUUUAUGAAUUGUUGUGUAGGUCAAAGAGGAAAAUAAUCCUGUAGAAGUAAUAAACAGUUUAAAACAAAAACAAUCAUUGCAUCACUGUUUCAUUUUAUUUUUAACUUGUUAAUCUUCACAAAUACUAAAAGGAUGUUUUGCAUUAUGUUAAAGAUAAGCAACUCGACUUCAUUCAAAAAGCAAUAAGUGCUUGUUUUCAGUUCAUUUUACUCGUUCAGUGAGAAAAAUCCAGGUUGCCAGCUCUUCCGUGAUUUUAAAGUCUGCAUUGAUCCCACGUAAGAAGAUGAGUAGCUGGGCAGUGUCACGUAAAUCGCAGCUCUCAUCCAGAGUCAGUGAAAAAUGACCGCUCUGUUCCUCAGCUGAAGCUCCAGAUUUCCCGCGAUGUCCUCAACCCUUCUCGUUACAGUGCGUCGGGAAAGGGGCACGUUCUCAAAUGCUCCCUUUUUCUCUGGGCAUAUCAGGGCACCAGAGUCCACCAUACACUCCUUAGUAAACUCUCCGUAAGAAAACGGUUUACUUUUUCUAGUGAUUUUGUGAGAUAUGACAUAACAUGUCUUGACAGCUGCAUCUCUGGGUGUGGGAGGUUUUGUAAAAAGUCCGUGUCGGGUUUGCAGCGUGUCCAGCACAGCCUCCGACUCCUGCGCGCUCUUCAUCAGACAAGUUCUUGUAUUUCUCCUCGUGUUUGGUCACGUAGUGGCGAUUCAGAUUGUAAUCUAUGAACACAGCGACCUGUGUACCACUGUGUAACUAAGCACAUGGCUUUACCUUUGAUUUCUGGAAAUAAAUAUUUUGCAGUCCAUGUCUCGUUGAAAACGCGGCAUUCGGAAUCAACUUUUCUUUUUUUUUUAACGGAAGCUGACCUAUAUACAUAUAUCUAUAAUAUAAAACUGUCAGAAAACACAACAAUCUUAUUAUUCAGAUAAUGUUCUAACUUCUAAUAUUUGAUGUUAACACAGUUGAUAAAAGUAGGCUAACAAAUGUAUGUUGGGUCAAAAAGGAGGCCCACUGUCUCUGAUUCCGAAAACCCCUGAAAUAAGGAUCCUUUUUAAUAUUAUUCCAUACCUAAGCCUUAAAUUAAAUAAGCCUAAAGAUAGAUCUAAAUAAAAUGUAAACUGUUAAAGCGCUAAGACAUUACAGUCUGAACAUCAUGACUUUCUAUUAUUCAACUAAUGCAGAAUUUAAGUUAAAAUACAUACAUGGCUUAGGUGAACAAUGGACCAGAACAAUGACUCCAUCAUUCGGCUGUUCUGUCUAUUGAUAAAGGAAUUCUCAGCACUAGAAAUACUAGUAUGGUGACUGACCGUUUUGCUCAAGUCAAGUCUCGGAGAUACCCUGUGAUGAUUCCACCUUCAAAGAAAUAGGAUAGAAAAGUCACCAAGAGCAUGAAGUAGACGAGAUACAAGCAGCAAGACAGGUGAGAGAAUGAGAGAUGAGAGAACAAUGAGAGAAGAGAGAAAAAGAAAAAAAAGGAACAAGAAUACAUACAGUAGUGGCAGUAUAAAUGAGGAAUGAAAUAGUAGGUGCAAGUAUAAAAUAGAUUGUUGUAAAUCUAUAUAUAUUGUAAUAAUAAUAAUAAUAAUAAUAAAGGAUCUACACGGCACUGCUCCACACACAAGCUGUAACAGGGAUAAUAUUGCAUGGUAUACCUGUGUGAGAGAAAAUGUAAUCAAUUUAAUGAACUCCUUUUUUAGUAGCAAGACUAUGUCCUAAUAUUUAUUUUAUAUUUUAUUUGUAUGGAAUUAUGAAUUAUUGCACCUGUAAAGAAAACAGCAGCAAUAUAUUGUCAUGUCAUGGAUGGUUAAGAUGGUUAGAUUUGUGUAAGAGUUGUACAUUAAGGUGGAAUGUAAUGUUAAAUCCAGUUUAAAACAUUCCAUUUGCCUGUAAUGCACUCAGAACCGAAACUAAAUUGAUAUCAGUACUGUAAUAAAUAUUCUUUACAAGCAGAAUCCUGGUCGUUUUCUUCAAAAAGAUGCUAAUAAUAUCAACUUAACUUGUAAAUAUUAAUAACUAAAUAGCAAUGUUUUGAACUAAUACUAGUUGGAGAAGCAACUAAAAGAAACAGACCAAAAAAACAGGCAAGGAAAGCAACAAUAAUGAACAAACAUGUUGGCCCAUAAUA